This is a messenger RNA of Carica papaya (papaya), 1016 nucleotides long. RefSeq names its product cell wall protein precursor. Lineage: Eukaryota; Viridiplantae; Streptophyta; Magnoliopsida; Brassicales; Caricaceae. The record is from RefSeq and is a predicted model, not a curated record.
ACUUUUCUUUCCUUGCAUGUCUGCAUUUGUUUCUGCUUCAUUUAUAUCUUCCUGUGUAAGAAAAACUGCAUCUUAACUCGCCGCCAAAGUUCACUCAAGUAACCACAAGUUCACCGAUAUAUAUAUGAGAAGCCAUCUUAAUUCCUCUACCAACAAACAAGCUCAUCUCUUCUUCCUAAAAAGUCUCAAGCAAUGGCCUACAAACUUCUUUCUUCUGUCCUUGCUAUGGUUUUUCUCUUUACCAUUUUGCUUGCUGUAGCUGAGCAAGUGAUUGGAAUCCGUGACAUUGGUAAAAUGCCCAAGAAUGUGGAUGUCAAACAGCCUGAGUGGUUUAUUAAACCUGACCACAACGGGGUCAUCCCAGGCAUUGGCCCUGUGGUGCUGCCACCAGGAUGUAAGUUACAUCCCUUCAGUCCAUAUGGUGGGAGUGUAGGAACUGGACCAGGCAGUUUAGGAGCAGGGUCAGGCAGUGGACGCAGCAUAGGAGCUGGGUCAGGCAGUGAUGGAGGCAUAGGAGCUGUGCCAGGUAGUGGAGGCAGCGUAGGAGCUGGGUCAGGCAGUGAUGGAGGCAUAGGAGCUGCGCCAGGCAGUGGAGGCAGCACAGGAAAUGGGUCAGGAAGUGGUGGAGGAAUAGGAACCAGGCCAGGCAGUGGUGGAGGAAUAGGAUCCGGGUCAGGCAGUAGCUAUGUUCCAGGUGGUGAUGAUACAUUUAUCCCAAAUCCUGGGUUCGAGGUCCCAAGUCCUGGCAGUGGUGGUCAGGUUCCAGCAGAGCCUCAUCCAUGAGUAUGUUCAAUCAUCAAAUUCUGGAAAUAAGCACGACAGAUGCAGAUGCCAUAGCCUCUUUGAGGACAAGGCCUGAGUCUAUUUUGCUCCUUAAUUCUAGAAAGCAUUUCCUAGAUGUAUUUCUUAGUCAUUAUGAUGCUGCCUGAAUCUAUUUUACUUUCUCAAAGUGUCAGUUUGUAGUAGCCCACAAGCCCAUAUAAUAUAAAGCAGUAGAUGCAUGCUCAAAUCUGAAA